Messenger RNA from Arvicola amphibius (Eurasian water vole), 875 nucleotides. RefSeq names its product RAB interacting factor (gene Rabif). Gene Ontology annotation, biological process: small GTPase-mediated signal transduction; post-Golgi vesicle-mediated transport. The record is from RefSeq and is a predicted model, not a curated record. Gene Ontology annotation, cellular component: membrane; cytosol. Gene Ontology annotation, molecular function: zinc ion binding; guanyl-nucleotide exchange factor activity. NCBI's taxonomy places the organism in Eukaryota, Metazoa, Chordata, Mammalia, Rodentia, Cricetidae. The coding region runs from base 47 to 418 and encodes 123 amino acids. The transcript has 2 exons.
CAAAUCGCGCGUGCGCCGUUGCGGCCCAUGCUGUGGCGGCGCGGCGAUGGAACCGACUGAGCUGCUGAACGAGCUAGUGUCAGCCGAGGGCCGGAACCGGAAGGCGGUGCUGUGCCAGCGUUGCGGCUCUAGGGUGCUGCAGCCAGGGACUGCUCUUUUCUCUCGCCGACAGCUUUUCCUCCCGUCCAUGAGAAAGAAGCCAGCCCUGGCUGAUGGCAGCAAUCCUGACGGUGAUCUCCUCCAGGAACACUGGCUGGUUAAUGACAUGUUCAUCUUUGAGAAUGUGGGCUUCACCAAGGACGUGGGCAACAUCAAGUUUCUGGUCUGUGCGGACUGUGAGAUUGGACCCAUUGGCUGGCAUUGCCUGGACGACAAGAACAGUUUCUAUGUGGCCUUGGAACGAGUUUCCCACGAGUAACUGAGGGGACUCGGCUCCACCCUAUAAAGCUGUGCUGGCCGGCUUCUCGGUCUCAGAGGACGUCCUGCCUCCUCCCACUUAGUCCUCCGUGCCUCACAGCUGUCCUCACCCCCACCUUCCCGAUUCGGAACAUGGGAAAACAUGGACGUCCUCUACAAGUGUAGUCUGGCCCGUGGCACCCUGCCUGGCCGCCUUCCUGCUCAGCAAGAGCAGCAGUCAACUUUCCAGCCACGAUGACAGGGAAAGAUGCUCACUUGCUAAUAGUUGAAACUCCACCUUUUUCUCCUUCAAGGAGCCAGGUGUACUAGGCGCACACCUGCGGUCCUUCCUCUUGGAAGGUGGAAGCAGGAAGGUCAGGAGUUCAAGGCCAGCCUCAACCCACGUGGCAAAUUCUAAGCCAGCCUGGGCGCUGUGAGAUGUCUCAAAAAACAUAAAGCAAACAAGUAUUUGCAAGUGA